CGCCGACGGGUUGAUUGAUCUUGACGACAAGGACACGCGCCUGCUCUACGAUCUGGUCAGCCAGUUCCGGCACGACUAAGAGCAUGGCCGAGCUGGAGUUCCCGAGCACGCUGAACGUCAAGCAGCGCCAGACGGUGAUGCUGAUUGCUGAGCGGUUUGGGCUGAAUCACGAGACUAAGGGAGACAACAACACACGCUACAUCCGUGUGUACAAGGGCCUGGAGACGCUGCUGGAGGCGGCCGAGGUGCGUCGCCGGUCGAUGGCCAUGCCUGGUGGCGGCAUUGCGACGGGCGCUCACCCGCAGCCGCGGUACGCCAGCACCGGCGGCCGGUCGCGGCCAGUCUCGAUGAUGUAUCCAGAGACCAUAUCAAUCGGCAGCCCGCCACCCAGCGCGCAGAGCCACCGGGCGUCAAUGUACCAGCCGCACCACUUCCAGCAGCAGGCGGCCAUCUACGACCAGCAGGGCGGGCACUAUUCGCGCGGCCGCAGCCACACACACUCGCAGGGCCAUGUCAGCGUGCCGUCCAGUGCCAGCCAGAUGCACCAGUUCCCGCGCACGCCCGACACGCCGGCGGGCCGCACCAGCGGCAACUACGUCGGGUAUCCGACGCGGCUGUACCAGGACUCGGUGGUGGUUCCGGUGCGCCAGCCGCGCGGGCCCGACAUGCCGCAGAACUUUGUUGGGCGCCAGCAGAUGCACCAGCAGGAGGAGCGCCAGCAGCAGCGCCAGCAGCAGCUCAAGGUGCUGCAGCAGAACCGCCAGCGCCGGCUGUCGUCGGCCAACGAGGAGGGCAGCAGCAGCAACCACACGCCGCUGUCGGCCAAGGCAGCGCCGUUCAAGAUCGAGAAGCCCAUUAGCAAGGCAAUCCCGAUUGUGAAGCCCAAGGAGAGCACCGAGGGCAGCUCCUAGCAAGACUGGCGAGGGCAAGGAGUGAAGUUGUUUUCAUUUAUGAUGGUUUCUUCUUUUUUUCUAUUAAAGCAAAUUCUACCCCCAAUUCUAACUGCGCGUGGUAGAGACCACCGGCUCGGUCUGGGACGGGCUAAGGCUCACAGCAGGUUAAGCUCGGCUGA
Linderina pennispora is the source of this 1072-nucleotide messenger RNA. RefSeq lists its product as uncharacterized. The transcript has a single exon. NCBI's taxonomy places the organism in Eukaryota, Fungi, Kickxellomycota, Kickxellomycetes, Kickxellales, Kickxellaceae. The coding region runs from base 84 to 911 and encodes 275 amino acids. The record is from RefSeq and is a predicted model, not a curated record. Gene Ontology annotation, molecular function: nucleic acid binding.